Molecule: messenger RNA, 3988 nt
Organism: Aphanomyces invadans
Lineage: Eukaryota; Oomycota; Saprolegniomycetes; Saprolegniales; Verrucalvaceae
Product: CAMKK protein kinase
Exons: 3
Coding region: 83-3553 (1156 amino acids)
Biological process (GO): intracellular signal transduction; protein phosphorylation
Cellular component (GO): cytoplasm
Molecular function (GO): cation binding; ATP binding; protein serine/threonine kinase activity
Source: RefSeq, a predicted model, not a curated record
GCUUGACAUCACAUCGGAGCCUCGCAAUGCUGGACGGGGCCACAGGUGUCCUCGAGUGAACAACACAAUCCUCGCACGCGCCAUGGGAUGUCGGCACAGCCAGCCACGACGUGCGUCCACUCAAGUCGUUGCCACGAUGGCCAGAGACCAACCGUGCAUUCCACCAACGUCAGAUGAUAACACGAUGGCACAAAGCGGCAGCGGAUCUCCGACGACGGCGCAAAACAUUCGAGCUGCCAACACGACAGAAUUUGUCAAACACAUCAUUGACAACGUCGACAGGAUAUCCGUUGAUGAAUCCGAAGCCGCGCACACCCACGCAACGUUGAAAUCGCCGCCAAGCCACGACAGCAUGACGGCUUCGAUUGUAGCGACCUUAGUCGACGAAACAUCUCGAUCUCAACCGCCAACACCGCGGGGGUGCCAAAGAGUCGGCUCAGCAGGGCGGAUGGCCAUGUCGAGCUCACACGGGGGCCGUGGGAUGCCCCGAGGACGAGGCCCGGCGCGGGGCGGAGGCAGGAUAGGGCGAGGAGGCCGCCCCGAUGUACUUGCACCGCCCUCGAGUGAAAAGUACAGCGUCGACAUUGUUUCUGCCAACGGUCCCCGCGGUCACAGUCGAGAGAACGGAGAGUUUGGUCAAACUUUGAAUGUCGAUUCUGACGGUGGUGGUUCAAGCGAUUCAGACGAUGACGACGACGUUGCGACGAAUUGGCUCGACACUGCCACAUUGCCAGCCACACGAGGCGAGGGCAGCAACGCAGACUCGGAGCCGGUAGAUGUCCAUGACUGGUUGGGGACGCAGACACCACUUCCGUCCGUGAUCGACGUGGCCAUUCCCGUGAGCCUCCCACAAGAACGAAAACAAUCUACCCCGGUGGUCGUGACCGACGAACCGAAGCGCGCCAUUCCUUCUGGCAUGACUGCCGACGUCAUGAAAUCGCAGGAAAAGGUGAAAUUGUUUGUCCGGCAGCCGUCGGCCGGUCAGAGUGCCAAUUUACUCAUGCCCUUGAGUCCCACUCAACCCGCGGGUAUUCGAGACACAACAGUGGUCAAGAAAAAGAAGGCCGAGCUGCCGACGCACAACCUGCCGCACCCACACCCGAUUUCUGGCGACUGGCUCAACUCGCGCACCAUGAUCAACAACUACAUCAUCCUGGAAAGCUUGGGCGCUGGAAGUUAUGCCGAAGUGAAGCUGUGCAAGGAAAAAACGACCGGUCAGCUCUUUGCGAUGAAGUUUAUUGAUCGCGAUGUCAUGAACAAGCAGUCGAAGUUGACCAAGCAGCCCGACAACCUCAUGGACAUCAAGCGCGAGAUUGCCAUCAUGAAGAAACUUAACCACCCGAAUGUCCUCCGCCUCUUUGAAGUGAUGGACGACCCGCACAUGAACAAGCUGUUCCUCGUCCUCGAAUACAUGCAGCUUGGUGACUUGCUCAGCUUCAAAAAGGGUCAGAAGAAGCUCGUUGGGGUCGCGCCUUCCACCGAGACGAUCUGCGAGCCCAUGUCAGACCGGGAGCUCCAUGGCGUCGCACUGCAGGUGCUCUUGGGCCUCGCGUACCUCCACGAGCAGAACAUUGUCCAUGGCGACCUCAAACCACAGAAUCUCCUCAUCGGCGAGCGUGGGGUCGUCAAGAUUUCCGACUUUGGCAUUUCGCAAAACCUGUACGGAAGCAAACAAAAGCUGCUCGAAGCGAUGGGCACACCCGCCUUUAUGUCACCGGAAAUGUGCUCAGGAGAACAAUAUUCCGGCCAACUGGCCGACGUGUGGGCUGUCGGGGCGACGUUGUACAUGCUCAAGUUCGGCAACCCCCCGUUCGUCGCAAAGAGUGCCCUCCAAGUGUUUGACAAGAUUCAGCACGACCCGCUCGUGUUUCCUUUCCCGAUCGACCCGAUCCUGGCGGACUUUCUCAGCGGUAUCAUGACGAAAGACCCAUCGAAGCGCCUGGCGCUGCAUGAAGUCAUGAUGCACCCAUGGAUCACAAAGGAACGCCUUCCCCCUGGCCGACGACCGUCCCCACCCAAACCAAAAGCAUCGUCCGUUCCCAUCACCGUCUCUGCCGACGAAAUCAACAGCGCCAUUCACGAAUCCCCCACGCCGUCCGCGCCUCCUGCAGGCAGACGGACUCAAACCCCAACCCCUCCAACCAGUCCCAACGCACCUCGUCCCAUCGACAGCGCUCCUGCCAAAACGCAUUCGUCCGACUCGCAAAAGCCCGACGGCCGCCCUGUUGCAAGCCCCAAACACAACGAAAUGCAAGCGAUGCAUGAACAAGGUAGCAGCCGCCGCCGCCUCUCCCAGCCCACCACCAAGCGAAAGUUCGUCCUCACAAAUGAAGAAACACACUACAGAUCCCAGCGAUUUGCCCAAAAGCGAAGCCACCCCAAAUUGGUAUCAGGACUGUCUGGGGACGAGACCGUGUGCGCGGCCGCCCACGGCUCUUCAGUGCAUGUCGCCGGCGACAACGAAGACGAUGACAUGGACGACCCCGACGACGCCGAAGCCAUUUACCAAUCGUCCAACGGCCUUGAUGAGCUGCUUUUGACCACCCUGGCUCCGACGCGACACACCGUCCUCCCGACGAUCAAAGCCGACUCAUCGGUGUUCGUGGACACUUCGCCAUCCUUGACAGAACACUCAGCGAACCCACACUUGACCAUUCGCAUGGGAGCGUCGUCCAUGCAGGGACGGCGCAGCACCCAAGAAGAUCGAUGGGUGGCCAUUCCAAACAUCUUUGAACAUGCAAACGAGCACGCUGUCGACGCCUUGACUCGACUCGGAGAACAAGCGAAUCGCAUGGGCUUUGUGGGUCUCUACGAUGGCCAUGGUGGUGAUGGAUGUGCAUCCUUGCUACAAGAGCGAUUUCACACUCAUCUCUUGCAAAACCUUCCCAUUCCAGUCCCAGACGGCCUGGCUUUGGUCGCGGCCGUGCAAAGCAUCUGCGUGGGCUUUGACGCAACUAUUUGCGACGUCUUGUACGCUUCCGACAGCCCCAGUGGGUCCACGGCGACCUUUUCCCUCAUCGACGGCACGUGCAGCACAUUGCGCUUGGUUGUGGGGCAUGUCGGUGACUGCAGGGCGCUGAUUUGUCGAAGCGGCGAGUGCAUUGCUCUCACAACCGACCAUCGAUGCUCCACCCGGACCGAGCAUGACAAGGUUGUCCGGUCCGGCGGGUCAAUUAUCAACAACCGCGUGAACGGCGUGCUCGCGAUCACGCGGACGUUCGGGGACCUCGAAUUCAAAGGGCGGGAAGUCAAAGCUGUCCAGGAGGCAGCUCAAGUGUACUCCCAAGAGAGCGUCGGGGCCGUUCUAGACGCAACUCCCGACGUGAUUGUAGUCGACGUCCAGCCGAACGACUCGUUUGUUUUGUUUGCGUGCGACGGAGUGUGGGAAGUGAUGACGAGCGAAGCCGCCGUUGCGUUUGUCGUCGCGCGGCUCCAAGCUCACGGAAACAUCCACAUGGCCGCUGACGAACUGGCCCAGGAAGCGAUCAGGUCCCUGUCCAGCGACAACGUGACGGUAGUCUUAGUGCAGUUAAACUGCUCGACGUCGGCGUAGACGAGAGAGUAUGCAGGAGAGCCAUAUUUAUUCACGACGUGCCCCAUCCCCACUGCAGGCAUAUCGCGCGCUCGAUUUCGGCUUGGUGUGUCGUUUGAGCAGUUGUGAUGUGGUCAAAAUGACCUUCGAGACGGCGUAGGCGCUCUUGGAACUGGGACUCGGCGCGGCGUCGCUGCUUGGCCAGGAGCUUCAGCGCGAGUUGGCGAUGUACCUAAUGUCGCAGGAAACCACCUUCCGGACAACAGAUCACUUGUGCAGACGGAAAAAGGAUAUUUGGAUGAUCGUGAUGGACAGCACACGUUUUUACGUUGAGAUAGUACGUGUUGCCGCUGUGGUUGUCGAGCUGGGGAACCCACUCGGCAAACAACUUGGCUUUCAGACACUGCUUUGUGAGCUCGGCGCUGUAUUUCUACACCGACACAGCGCACAACUCCC